AUGAAUGAGGGAGUGGACGAUGCGGACUUACCCAAGACGUUCAGAGAUGCCAUAACCGUUACUAGAAAGCUCAAGGUUCACUACCUGUGGAUCGAUUCUCUGUGCAUCAUGCAGAAGUCAGGCCAGGGAGAGGACGAAGAAGCAAAGGCAGACUGGCAACGGGAGGCGAAACUAAUGGAAAAGGUCUUCAGCUCGGCGUACCUCGUCCUCGGAAUCGAACACGAUGUCAACCUCCUCACCUCCGUCCGGCCCAUCCCCCUUACCAGCGGCUUCCGCGGACUCGGCAUCGUCUCCCCAGCGCCUGCCGCCGUCUCUCACCUUAACCAAGCAUACUGGGAAUGCGGCGAGGGCAUUCGCUGCGAGACUUUUACCAAGACUGAAAACCGAAAAGCGUCUUUUCUGGGCGACUCAAACUUUCCUUAUUCGGUGAAAUCCCAUAAGCAGGGCCGGCAACUCCAGCAUUACCAAGGCCUUUACGAGCGCUACUCAACACUGGGUCUAUCGUAUGAUACCGAUAGACCGAUGGCUAUCGCUGGUCUUGAGAAAAGGCUGAUGAGUGCCCUCGAGUCUGCCGGCGGGUUCGGCGUCCUCCAGGCCAAUUUCCAUCGGGACUUGUUGUGGCAGCGGCGAAACUCCGAGAGCACCCUGAAGAGGAUUGACUUUGGAACGGCAAAUCACGUCAGGAUUCCAUCGUGGUCCUGGAUGGCCUACAGCGGAGAGAUCCGAUACAUGAACGUUCCGUUCGACGAUAUCCUGCGCGCGGACGACAUCCAGUCACCUUUCAAAACGCUUCCGCCAGGGGUGUCGUACGCCGAUUCCGACCGGCGGGGCCGAGCCGAGCUCCGGGCUCCUGUACACACCAUUGCAGUGCAGAAACCGGAUUGGCUCAUCUUGGACGAGCCGGAACGGCCGCUGCCCAGGCCUCUUAGCUGCAUCAUCGUGGGUAAGAGCAAGCACCACAAGAGCGAACAGCCGACAUGCUACGUGCUGGUUGUGUCUCUCGCCGGCAAAGAGGGGAACGAAGACUUCUUUGAGAGGGUUGGCGUCGCGUACCUUAAAGCAGAUGAAAUUGUGUGUCAGGAGGCUAUGGUUGUCAGUAUCCGGUAA
This is a messenger RNA of Colletotrichum graminicola M1.001, 1107 nucleotides long. RefSeq lists its product as uncharacterized. The coding region runs from base 1 to 1107 and encodes 368 amino acids. The record is from RefSeq and is a predicted model, not a curated record. Lineage: Eukaryota; Fungi; Ascomycota; Sordariomycetes; Glomerellales; Glomerellaceae. The transcript is spliced from 3 exons.